Molecule: messenger RNA, 1570 nt
Organism: Thlaspi arvense
Lineage: Eukaryota; Viridiplantae; Streptophyta; Magnoliopsida; Brassicales; Brassicaceae
Source: the annotation of a GenBank genome assembly
CCAACACACAACAAUCUCAUCGAUCUAGAGAAACAAAAGAAGUAAAUUCAAACGCUAAACGCAAGAAAUAUGGCGAACGGUAAAGGGGUUGAGUGGCAGUUCAGCGGCAACGAGGCGGCCCAAAAAGCCUCAGCUGCCUCGCUAGGCACGUACUCCUCUAAGCUCUUUGCUCUAUGCGACCCUGACGGCAAGCCCAUUUUGCCCCCUCGAAACGAACACCCCGAGACUAGCCUAACCGCCGAAAAGGCGGUUGUUAAAGCCGUCCUUUGCGGCACUGGAAACGCAUAUGCUCCAAGUAUUGGCCUUCCCGCUGCCAAACGUGCCGUAGCAGACUACCUAAACCGAGACCCUCUUCCGAAGCCAUUGGCCGCAGAUGACGUGUUUAUGACCGUUGGAUGCAGACAAGCCAUUGAGCUUGCGGUCGACAUCUUGGCCAAACCAGGUGCCAACGUCCUUCUUCCGAAGCCUGGCUACCCAUGGGACGCAGUCCGCUCCCUCUACAUGAACCUUGAGGUCCGCAAAUAUGAUUUCAUCCGCGAAAAGGACUAUGAGAUCGACCUUGACAGCGUCAGAGCGGCGGCAGACAAGAACACGUUUGCGAUAUUUAUUAUCAACCCUCACAAUCCCAAUGGGAACACCUACUCUGGUGCGCAUCUCGAGCAGCUCGCUCUGUUGGCUCGGGAGCUCGGGAUCAUGGUGGUUUCUGACGAAGUUUUUCGAUGGACCGUGUUUGGGGCUAAUAGCUUUGUUCCCAUGGGAAAAUUCUCGUCGAUUGUACCGGUGGUUACACUCGGUGGCAUAUCAAAGGGAUGGAGUGUCCCGGGAUGGCGAACCGGCUGGCUCGCGCUCCAUGAUCUAGACGGUGUCUUUAAAUCCACCAAGAUCGCUAGUGCUGCUAAAGAAUUUCUUGAGAUAAAUUCCAAACCAGCAACUGUUAUCCAGGCGGCUAUUCCCACCAUGUUGGAGGAAACUCCUAAACAUUUCUUUGAUAAGAGGCAGAGCUUUCUGAAAGAUAAAGUGGAUUUUGCAUUUUCAAAGCUCAAGGAGAUCCCUAGCCUCACUUGCCACUUUAAACCUGAAGCGUGCACCUUCUUUUGGACCGAGCUGAACUUAUCAUACUAUAAGGACAUUACAGACGAUGAAGACUUCUGUGAAAAGCUUGCUUCUGAAGAAAACCUCGUCCUUUUACCAGGAAUUGGAUUCGGUCAGGAGAACUGGGUGAGGCAUUCUAUCGACAUGGAGACUCCAACAUUGGAGGAUGCAUUUGAAAGGUUGAAGAGCUUCUGUGAACGCCAUUCCAAUAUUAUAGGGUGAAGCUCCACUCAAAGUCGUCAAUGCAUGGCGUCUACUAAAGGAUCUUUGCCUUUGCCUAAGUCUUUUAUAUUUAUGCUGUAAUAAUAAAUGGGUGUUUUAUUGAUUUAAGAAGAAUCAUUAACACUUUCGUAUCUGUAACAAAUAAAGUUGGUGUACUUAUCAUCAUCAAUCGUUAGUAUUUCUCAUAAUUCUGCAAUGUUUCGAUGUACUUUCACUUUUUAAAAUAAAAUUUAAUAAAUUUUUAUUUCAUUUCAUU